AUGGCGGGCGUGCUCGGCUGCGUCCGGUCAGGCCACCGGGUGGUCAGCGUGGAGUACGACGGCGGCGACAGUGAGCAGGCCAUGACCGCGUGGGAGGAGUGGGCCUGGAACGGCCUGGCUUUCGGCUCGGGCGCCGGUGAGUGGCAGCUGUCGGCAGUGACGCCACCGACGUGCCCGCGCGCCUGCUGCCUCGCCGGGGCGGCGGCCGGCCGGGCCUUGCCCGCCUGCCCCCAUCCACGGUCGGCGUUACCGGGGCGUUCCACACCCUGCGCGCUUGGUAGCGGUGGCCUCACGGAGCUGCUGCUCGUCAUCGAGGACUACGGCCGUGGCUCGGCGUCUGGGGCUCAGGGGCGGCGGAUGCGGUCCUCCGGUGGCCGGAUCCGGUCCCCUCUGCACUGGAUCUGUGCGUGUGGCGGCCGCGGCCCGUACACCUUCGUCAUGGCCGUUCUCCGCAGCAUGACGAGGGCGGCAGUGUGGCGGCAGACCGUGGCCCGUAGCAGGCUACGGCGGUUAGACCUCCUUGGCGGUGGCUAA
Molecule: messenger RNA, 534 nt
Organism: Miscanthus lutarioriparius
Lineage: Eukaryota; Viridiplantae; Streptophyta; Magnoliopsida; Poales; Poaceae
Source: the annotation of a GenBank genome assembly